AUGCAGAUGAGAUUUAUUUUCUUACCGAAGCACCAGAGACUGGUGAACCAGUGCUAUCCGCCUGGGAACAACAUCACAGAUAAGAAGUCGAAGUCUUCUGAGACAUCGUAUCUUCUUUACUACGUCAAUUCCAGACGGAGCAAGCUGGAGAAAGUCAGUUCGUACUUGAUCAAGAAGAACUCACAAGAUAUGCACAGGAGACGGGUUGGGAACGUUGCUGUGACCCUUGAGAUUAUGAGCAAGAUUGUUGUCAGUUGCAAGGAGAACUUGAACGUGUUCAUUAAGGAUUUCUUCCACAUCAUGUUGGCUAUCUUGUCCAAUACCAAUUUUAACAACGACGUGUCUUUACUCGAGUUGCUCGAGUUGACAUUUGGUAAUAUAUGCGCAAACGUCGACAGCGCUCUUCUUAACGGGGACUCCGGGUUUGUUAAGCAUUAUUCUCAGUUUGUGGACAUGUUCUUUGAGGUGGUCCAGAACAAAAUUCACCAGGACGAUCUACUGCUCAAGUGCUGCAACGCUAUAUCAAUUACGAAGAAUCUGGCAAGCAAUCCGCAGGCAAACCAUUACAUCCAAACGGCGGUCACAUUCACCCUUGUGAAGUUCCAAGAACGCAACCCGAAAUUCAAAUUUGAAUCCCUGAGCGACCCUGCUCAACAAAACCUAGCUAGGAGACUCAGCAGGAUCCAAACACGGCCAAUGGGGGCGGAUAUGGAGGAUGUCAGUGAAGACAGCUUAGAAUUUACAGUGCUGCAAUCAUUUUUCAACACGGACGAGACAGACAAGCUUACGCUAUCGAUAAGAGCAUUGGUGGAACGGUUACUGAUCACUCCAAACAAAGAGCUACUCGCGUUCGUCUGUAAUAGGAUACCGGUUCAGUUAAGGUACAUUGUAAUUUUACUCCUGAUUCGCCAACUGAAUCGGGUGCAAGGCAAAGAUUCUCCCGACGUAGAGGCAGCCCCAACAACUGUUCUGAAACUGAUCUCUUCCCUGUUGAUCUCGGACGUCAGUAUCAUUGGGUUAAGUGUACUGGACGUUUUGAAAAAAAUUCUACAGUUUCAAAUGGAUAACUUAACCAGACCAGAUUUGGUCGCUGAGUGUUGCGCCACGAUAAGAGAUCUGAACAUGAAAUCAUAUUAUCAAGGGCAGGCUUUUGACAUUGUGUACGAAAUUCUGCUCAGAUUGAAGGCUUCAAAACCAACAGAGGAGGCAAAGAAGGGGAUACUUGUUAGGGACGUGGAAGAAAUCAUCAAAUAUAGCUCUAAACCGUUCAGCACGCUGGAACUUCUCCACGAGCUGGCCCCCUAUAUGGGAAACGCAGUAUUUGGGUUACUUGACCUGCUUGACACACAGCAACAUCCUAGCCCUACUUCUUUUGUCAAGUUAUUUUCGGCAGCCAAGCACAUGGAUGAUUAUAGUUUGCGGAAGAUGUUUGUCAAGCAAAUAUUUGUCAAAUAUGGGAAGUAUGCGCUCCUUGGUGGUCUCAGUUAUGUGCUAGAAGAUGACAUGGAACCAGACGAGAUGUACUACUUAUAUCAUACUCAAGCGGCAAAGUUCCUUAAAUUGAAGGAUUAUCAGAGUCAAGUAGAGUUUAAACAGGAGAGACGAGAACUAUUCACUAGAGCAGACUUAAUAAACUAUUACUCUGACCCGGGAUCUAACCCUUACAGUGAAGCGGGUUCCAAAAUCUUACUAUCUCUCGGACAUGCGAUAUCGGCCGCCACCUCGACGACUGAGCUUUACCCUUCGAACCGUAACCAGAUGUUACAAUCGCAGGAAGAGCUAGUCGAGGCUGUGCCCGUCAACAAGACAAACUUCGCCAAUAGUUUGUUGACAAGAGACAUACAAUCAGAUAAAAUGACCAAAUUUACUAACAACGGGGUUGUUGGUCCAAAGCACAGUGUAUACCGACUCGUUUCGGACGACGCAAGAUCAUGGAAGAUGGAUGCGGCAAGAGCACCAAAGGUUAGCGAUCUGAAAAACGCUUUGAGAUCCAGGAGGAACGGUUCAAGGCACCCUAUGAGGAGCUCGUCUGUGCGUGGCUCACAGUCGGUGAAAUCGGCUGUCACUAACAUUACCUUUUUGUUGAGCGAGUUGAAGAGCAACAUAGGUGAGAGUGAGAGGGAAGGUAUGCAAGACCCUGAUGAGGAAGACAUUGUUGGGCUGGAUAAGAUAGACAUCGCUAGGGCGCAAUCUGUGAAACUAAGACCUCCCUUGGGGGAUAAGAUCGACCAUCGGAAAUCUCUAAUGGCCUUGCUCAAGGAGGAAAACUUGAAUGAUUCAAAUGGAACCGACGACAAGACUCCCGCCAAUAACAAUGGUAAUGGUGACGUUACGGGCAGCAAUGAUAAUGAGGAUGAUAAGUUUACAGACGCCGAGCAGGCGAUGGUGUCUCCGAGCAACAGAGGAAUGAUGUUUUCCACGGCAUGA
Huiozyma naganishii CBS 8797 is the source of this 2427-nucleotide messenger RNA. RefSeq names its product Efr3p (gene EFR3). Lineage: Eukaryota; Fungi; Ascomycota; Saccharomycetes; Saccharomycetales; Saccharomycetaceae. Gene Ontology annotation, cellular component: plasma membrane. The coding region runs from base 1 to 2427 and encodes 808 amino acids. The record is from RefSeq and is a predicted model, not a curated record. Gene Ontology annotation, biological process: protein localization to plasma membrane. The transcript has a single exon.